This is a messenger RNA of Eimeria necatrix, 1287 nucleotides long. RefSeq lists its product as hypothetical. Lineage: Eukaryota; Apicomplexa; Conoidasida; Eucoccidiorida; Eimeriidae. The record is from RefSeq and is a predicted model, not a curated record. Bases 1 to 1287 code for a protein of 428 amino acids. The transcript is spliced from 5 exons.
AUGGGGGCGCUUCCCUCUUCUGCGUACGGGCACUCCUCCUCGCCCUCCUGCCGCGUCGGAGAGGCCCUCCACUCCGGGCGCUUUCCCCCCCUCAGGGGCGAAGGCCUGGGCGGUUUGCUGUCGCUGCGGCGCAGCAGUUUGCUGCUGCUGCUGCUAACGGCAGCGCCAGCGCGAACGCCGGCGCACUCGCCGCGCCCAACGGCGUCAGCAGCAGCAGCAGCAGCAGCAGCAGCACUGCCAGCAGCAGCAGCAGCAGCAGCAGCAGCAGCAGCAGGCUUCCGUGCUUUGACGCCUGCCAGAACUGUCGCCGCAAUUUAUUUUGUCCUCGGAGGCUCUCCUGCUGCUGCUGCUGCUGCUGCCGCUGCUGCUGCUGCUGCUGCUGCUGCUGCUGCUGCUGCGCAGCGGCUGGCUGCGUCUUCGGAAGUGUGCGGAUUGGCGCUUGACGCUCUUUAUUUCCUGAAGGAAUGCGACUCAGUGACGGGGGAGCUGCAGCGGCUGCUGGGCGCCGGCGGGCUGCGAUCUUUGAACAACUUUUUGUCUUUUUCUCUCGGAAAACAAACUAAAAGUGAAAUAAGUGCCAUUUCGCCUUACAAAGGGCCUGCUGCUGCUGCUGCAGCAGCAGCAGCAGCAGCAGGGCCCCAGGCGUGCCCGGGCUGCGCUGCUUCCAGCAGCAGCAGGAAGGAAGCGCUGGAGGAAGCUGCUGUUGCUUGCUACAAGCUGGAGGGUCUUUGUGUCUACUUGGAAGUGCAUGCAGAAGAGAUUCGAGCUGCUGCAGCGCUGCAUGCAGCAGCAGCAAGAGCCACAACAGCCCCCGCAGCGCGCCCCCGUGUCGCAGCAGCAGCAGCAGCAGCAGCAACCGCAGCAGCAGCGCCGAGAGCUGCAGCAGCAAUAGGCCCCAAGCUUGGCUCGCAGCAAAGAGCAGUCAGCGUGAAGAUCCCCCUAGCAGUUCCACGUGUUGCAGCUCCCGGCAGCAGCAGCAGCAGCAGCAGCAGCAACACCAAUAGCAGCAGCAGCAGCAGCAGCAGACAGGGCCUGCGCGUAAGGAGAGCAGAAACGGAAGUUGUGAGGGGAGGCCUUUUUAAAGAGCUCUCGCGGGGAGAGCCAAGCAGCAGCAGCACGCGCAGGUCUGCUGCUGCUGCUGCUGCUGAGCAGCAACAGCAGCAGCUGAUGCAGCAGCAGCUGAUGCAGCAGCAGCUGAUGCACCAGCAGCAGCUGCAGCAGCAAAGCUUGUCAGGCGCCCUGCUGCUGCCCGCGCCCUCUCUCCGCCGCGGCGGAGACGCAGGGUGA